CUUCGAUUGCCUUCAUCUCCUCUUCUUUCCCUCCUCCAUCCCAUUGUCAGCUCAUCGAUAACGAUGUCGCGCACGCGCCUGUAUCUGAAGAAUCUGCCCACCGAUCUUACGGAGGCUGAGGUCAGAAAGUAUCUGGAUGGCUUCGGCCCUAUAGUCUCCCUCAAGAUCGGUCAUGAUCGGUCCUACGCUUUCGUACAAUAUCUACAGGAAGAGGAUGCGCAAGGCCUUUGUCGUACUGCGAAACACCAUCGUCUUAUGGGUGCUGACGUUGCUGUGGAAUACGCGGUCAGUCGACCUCGGGAACGAUUCCCGGUCUUCGUCGAUAAUGUACCAAAAGAGCUUUGCUGGCAGCAAUUGAAGGACUUCGGACGCCUGGCUGGUGGCUUGGUAGCCUUUUGCGACAUCGAUCGUCUGAAUCGCACGCGAGGUUUUCUCGAAUACUGGAGCAUGGCCGAGGCUCUCGAUGCCAUCUCGAAAUUGGACGGCCAAGAGCUCGGGGGUCAGCCGGUUCAAUUGUCUGCAAAUUUUGAUAUGCCACCACCCAAGAAACGUCGCACACGGUCAUCCCGCUCAUCGCACGAACGCUCGCAUCUUUCUUCGCGCUCAAGCAAAAGAGGGUCCCCGUACCCCGCUCUGCACCACAAGGAAAUGUAUCAUUUGGGUGUAGAUGACCAUUAUCGGCAGGCCAGAUCACGACGUGUGAGCCGUCGCUCGAUGUCUCCUCGGUCGCGGCGUCGGGACUCGACCUGUACAAUCGAGUCAGAGUAUGGCCAUGAACUCUCGGGCCUCCAGCAGCACCCCACUUCAUCCUAUCCCAUCCCAGCGCAUGGCCCAGUCCGACAUUCGACGUCGUACUACAGCCUGCGCCACUACUCGGUCUCUCCUCCUUCAACGGCGCUGCCAUGGGGCUACAGCGCGAUUGGCACUCGCCCGCUUGGCCGUGACCACGAUUCGGCUGUGGCCUACGACAGGCCAGGCUUCGAGGACGUCGCCGCCGAUCCUUACGACGACAGGGCCUACCUCCAUCGGGGCGUCCAUGGAGGCCGUCCUACCUCUGACGAGGACCGCGGAUAUGUCGACCCGUAUGCAUACGAGCACCGUCUCGCACCUUCUUGGGAAGACUACCACCAUCCGCACGCUCGCAUCAACUAGAUUUUCUAUUCCUCGCACGCAUUUCUCACCAAAGCAUAACGCUUCUUCUGCACUGACCUCGUACAUCGGAAUCACUCAUAGCUCUGUUUAUUGCACUUACAACUGGUUUCCUCGUCACUUCGCAUAUCGUUACGCAUUCGCGUUCUCGCAUACUCAUACAUCGCUCACCCUUCGCUUCACCAUGGUGCCUUGCUCUCUCAAGCUUCCCCAGUUCCAUGUGUCCCUCGCUCUCAACAUGCACGCUACCUACAUCGUCAACCUUCAUACCGAGCUCAUCGUUUCGAUCAGAACUUGUAAUUCUGUACUUACCGCUGCUCUUCCCUCUGUAACACUCACUCAUACCUCUGUAUCAGCUACGUCGUCUCACAUACGAGCACCAUUACUUCCGUCUGUACCUCUCAUGUCGCAUAACCGCACCGCAUCCUGCUUUUGAUGUCCUACACCCAUGUUGUGGGUCCUCGGCUC
Molecule: messenger RNA, 1617 nt
Organism: Schizophyllum commune H4-8
Lineage: Eukaryota; Fungi; Basidiomycota; Agaricomycetes; Agaricales; Schizophyllaceae
Exons: 9
Coding region: 64-1152 (362 amino acids)
Cellular component (GO): cytoplasm; ribonucleoprotein complex; nucleus
Molecular function (GO): mRNA binding
Source: RefSeq, a predicted model, not a curated record